CACUUCCCGAAAUGGAGUCCAGUAUGUUUUAAAAUCGAGAUUGUUCCAUACACUGUGGUUGUUUCAUGGUUUGCGAGUUAAUCAACGUUUAUUUUAUUUAACUAAAUUGUUGGACCAAGUCCCAUAUUCAUCCUGGACAGAUAAACCUGGCAGAAAUAGAAACAAGCUGUGGAAGCGUAAGGUCCGUUAUGUCCGGUGAAGGCUUAAUUUCGGUGGAUUAUGAAAUUUUUGGCAAGGUGCAAGGAGUAUGGUUUCGAAAAUACACACAAGCUGAAGGGACAAAGCUUGGCAUAGUUGGAUGGGUCCAAAACACAGAAGCAGGAACUGUGAAGGGGCAGCUACAAGGUCCACGCAGCAAGGUGGAAAAAAUGCAAGAGUGGUUGAAAUGUACAGGGAGCCCCAAGUCCCGCAUCGACGAGGCAGUGUUCAAGAACAAGAAAACUACUGAGAGCCUAGAGUACUCCUCUUUCAGUAUAAUCGAAUGAAAUCAGCUAUUCAAUGUAAUAUUAAUAUUUAUUCUAUUAGCUAUUUUUAAUUGGUUGUAUUUAAAGCACUAAAGUAAAAAUGUAUUGCAUGAAAUCCUAAACUUGAUCAGGGCAUAUAAUUAUUUCAAAAUGCCUUGAACACUUUUCUCCUAGUUUAGAACUGCAUUGUUCAAAGAAGACGCCUUGUUAGAGGGGAUUUUUAACAGAACUGGUUGGUGAUAGAAAUAUGUUUGAGGUAGAGAGAAACUCUGAUUUAUAUUACCCUGUUGUUUUUGCCUUCUAAAUUAAAAUUUGUGGUUAUUUGCUGCAAGUGUCACAGUGGAAGAAAA
This is a messenger RNA of Xiphophorus couchianus (Monterrey platyfish), 814 nucleotides long. RefSeq names its product acylphosphatase 1, erythrocyte (common) type (gene acyp1). The transcript is spliced from 3 exons. Gene Ontology annotation, molecular function: acylphosphatase activity. NCBI's taxonomy places the organism in Eukaryota, Metazoa, Chordata, Actinopteri, Cyprinodontiformes, Poeciliidae. The record is from RefSeq and is a predicted model, not a curated record. Bases 189 to 485 code for a protein of 98 amino acids.